UGGCAACUGCCGGCCGAAGUCUAGACCUGCUUCAGCUGACAUGUACAGUAGUAUAUCACGAUUCCAAGUGCGGUCAAUCAGAACAUGCCCAGGUCGGUGCUCGGCUGAAUCUGACCGCUUGCGACUUUUGGCAGCACGGAGGUUUCUGAAGCGGCUGGAAAGACAGGCUCUACGGGAGACAUCCAGCCCUGCUACAGCUGUAAAAGAAGUCAUGAUUGUAAGACGUAUUUGUCGCUUGUCUGCAGUAUCUCGCUUUCAGACAACGCAGACCUGCUCAAUAGGUCGAGCUGCUACACGCCCGACACAACUUCUUGCAACACGCGGCCUCAGAGCUGUCCGCUCUCGGCCUGAGAGACCAAGACAGCGUCUACCUAAGAGACACUCGCCUGCUGAGUCUGACACGGCUCAAGCUAGUAAAGAGACUGCUCCGGUUCAAGUGGCGCAAGACGCUGACUCGCUCGUCCGUAGUUGCGAUGCUGCUGUACACCUCCUGUCGCAGCCAGCACUCGUCAUCUGCCGCCAAAUUGAGAUGAUGAAUGUAUUUCUCGGCUUUGAAGAAGCCAACAAGUACUUGAUCAAAGCAGCUGAUGGCUCAACACUGGCCUACAUGGCAGAAGACUCUCAUACCAUGGCGUCCACCAUGAUGCGCAAUCUCGCCGGCACGCAUCGCAAAUUCUCAUGCAACGUAUUGGACUUGCAGGGUAACGUCAUUCUCAGUAUUCGGCGGGGGUUUGCGCUUGUCAACAGCCACAUUUCAGUCUAUGUACAUCGCACACCAGGUGAGGCCGGCGAGUUGAUAGGCGAAGUACGACAGCGCUGGAAUUUGACGCGACGCAAGUAUGAGCUCUUCUUGCAUCGUCGAGAAAGUAUGCAGCAAUUUGGUGCCAUUGACGAGCCGAUGCUGAGCUGGGACUUUUCCGUCAUGGGCGAGGAUGGCGCGUUGCUAGGAAGCAUCAAUCGCAACAUGCGAGGCUUGAUGCGUGAACUCUUCACCGACACUGGGCACUAUGUACUGCGCUACGAUGCAGCAAGUCCAGAGACAACCAAUUUAUCAACCUCUGCAGUUGCUCUGCCAGGAGUCGACACAGAGACUGCCGAUGCACGUCAAGCUAUGGCUCAAACGCACAGCCGCGCUAUCGCCUUGUCACACACCUCAACCCGACCCAUGACUUUGGAUGAGCGUGCCGUCUUGCUCGCCACAGCCGUCAGUGUUGACUUUGACUACUUUAGUCAUCAAUCUGGCGCAGGCCAUACGGGCUUUUUCCCUAUGUUUAUGCCAUUCCCAAUGUUUGGCGGCUCAGCUGAGGGUUCUUCAGUUGAGGCUUUGCCGGAGACGACUCCUGGAGCGUUGCCAGAAAGUGAAGGUGGGACAGCCCUGCCACCUGAUCCUGCAUUAGGAGGUACAAAUGGUGACUUGGAUGAGGGUCAAGAUAGUGUUGACCAAGGACAUGGACAAGAGCAGUCACCUGUGGACGAUCGGCCUUGGUGGGAGCAAGAUCAGCCUGCCGAGGAGACUUGGUCAAAUGACUUUGCAGAUGGGGACGGAGGUGUCGACGGAGACGACUGGUUCUGAUUGUUUUGGGUUGAGCGAGGACUGUGCAGCAUCUUUUAACUUCGUCCUCAUGCUGAGGCGCAGGUAGCACUAAUGCAUGCUGCUACAUGUACUAAUUUGGCAAUUUUUGGCUUAGGCUGAAGGCGCAUCGCAUCUUAUUCAAUGUGCA
Protomyces lactucae-debilis is the source of this 1721-nucleotide messenger RNA. RefSeq names its product Scramblase-domain-containing protein. Gene Ontology annotation, molecular function: phospholipid scramblase activity. Gene Ontology annotation, biological process: plasma membrane phospholipid scrambling. Bases 41 to 1573 code for a protein of 510 amino acids. Gene Ontology annotation, cellular component: plasma membrane. The transcript has a single exon. The record is from RefSeq and is a predicted model, not a curated record. Lineage: Eukaryota; Fungi; Ascomycota; Taphrinomycetes; Taphrinales; Protomycetaceae.